This is a messenger RNA of Miscanthus lutarioriparius, 1404 nucleotides long. The record is from the annotation of a GenBank genome assembly. Lineage: Eukaryota; Viridiplantae; Streptophyta; Magnoliopsida; Poales; Poaceae.
AUGGCGAUCAGGACGGCAGCGCUCCUCUUCCGCCGCGGGGCCGCCGCCGCCGCAGCUCCAAAGCCGCUACAACAGUACUUCGCUGGUCUGUCCACCGCAGUGGGGCACGUUACUCUAGACGAUGGCGGUCGCAUUGGCGGUGGGGAGGAGAACAAGAAGCGGUGGAUGGAGCUCCCUCCCUUCGCACCGCUCGACGCCAACGCCGCCGCUCGAGCCAUCUCUCGGGGAGAUGGUGGGGAAGGAGCAUGCUCCAACGCCACGGCUAUCAGGUGGGUCCGGCGUUGCUGCCCACACCUGCCGGCGUCGCUUGUGCAGAAGCUGUUCCGCCUCCGCAAGGUGAAGAAGAAUCUUGUGACUGCUGAUACCUCUUCAACAGACAGUAUUGCCCAGCAACUCCGGUUGAGAAGGGUUUCAGCAAAAGAUGAACUUGUGCCUGGUGAUAUUCUCUUUCUACCUGUUAACAUUCAAGAAUCUUCUGUUACUGAGAAGACGAAGAAAUUUGGUAACAAGAAUGAGAUUGAUUUUCUACGCAGCCUUGAGAUCUACAAGGAUAGGGCCAUCAUCGUGCUCAACAAACCACCUGGAAUGCCAGUGCAAGGUGGUGUUGGCAUAAAAAAUAGUAUUGAUAUACUGGCCCCGAUGUUUGAGGACGGUUCUUCUGAAGCACCUCGGCUGGUCCACAGGCUUGAUAGGGAUUGCAGUGGCGUCCUAGUUCUGGGAAGAACUCAACUUAGCACUUCCAUUAUGCAUGCUAUAUUUCGUGAGAAAACUGCUGAUGCUUUAGGUGAUGGUACUCAACAAGUACUGCAAAGAAAAUAUGUUGCACUUGUUAUUGGAAGACCUAGGCAUCCCAAGGGUUUAUUGUCAGCUCCACUUGCAAAGGUUGUAUUACAAGAUGGCAGGUCGGAGCGUCUGACUGUUUGCGCUGGUCCAAAUACCGCUUCUGUUCAAGAUGCUUUGACAGAGUACCGUGUGAUUGAGUCUUGUCCUCAAGGGUACACUUGGUUAGAACUUUUCCCUCGAACUGGGAGGAAGCAUCAGCUCCGAGUCCAUUGUGCGGAGGUUCUGGGAACACCAAUCAUUGGGGAUUACAAGUACGGACGGCAAGCGCACCAGAACUGGAUGCCUCUUCCCAUGCCGCAAACAAUCGACGAGGAAAUGCUCAAGAAAAGGAAGCUUCCCUUUGGGCUUGCUUUGGGCGGUGGAAGCCUAGCUGAGCAGCAGCCACAGCUGCAUCUACACUGCAAGCAUAUGAUCCUUCCUGACAUCUCAGCAGCUAUGCAGCAGCUGCAGUCUUCAGAUCCUGACCAUGAUUUCUCUGAUCUGGAGAAGCUGAGCUUUGUUGCGCCAAUGCCGUUGCACAUGCGUUUGAGCUGGAAGAUUCUGAUGUCCAUAGGCAAGUAA